AUGUUAACUCCUAGCGUUGUCGAUCCGCUACGAGAAUGGUGCAGAAACUGUAUCAUCACUCUCGAAUACGCCUGUGGUAUCGGCAAGAGUAACUUCACAAUAAAAGAACUGAUUACCGCCUGUGCAGACCACGAAUACAUUAGACCACCACCAGGAGUGGUUUUGGUCAUCACAUCUGAUAUGGUGACCCAAGAGCAGCUGGAUCGGUUACUUGCCAAAGUCGUCUACUUGGAAAUGUGUAUUGAAAUCAAACACUCCAGUAUUAUGAGCUUGCGAAUACCUAACCUCAAAGAAAUAAGACCUUGUCAACCGGGUCGUCCAGCUAUUCUAAUUGAGAACAACGUUCACUUUGAGGAGCUUAUUAUACCACCAACUGCUAUAUAUCCGGCAGGAGAAUUGAUCAUCAGAAUUGUGCGAACUCCUUCUCUUCCGCAUACAACUAUUAACGAGAUACAACAAUGGUGUCCAUACUGCACCGUCACCCAUGACUACAGUUCAUCAAAGCAAGUUUCUGAAAAACAGAUGAACGCGUUAUGCGCACGAGCUAAAGUGAUGAAGAUUUGUAUCGAAAUUAGAAAAUCCUCCUUUAAAAAGUUGCGUUGUCCGCAUCUGAAGGAAUUGAUACCGUGCCAGUAUGGUCGACCAGCCGUAAAGAUAGUUGAUAAUGACGACUUUGUCGAUUUUGAAAUCCCUAAGAAUGUGUUGUAUCCGAGGGGUGCACUAAUCGUGGAGAUCCAGAGAAAUCCACGGUUCAGUUUUAAAAGGCUCACCAUGCUUCAAAAUUGGUGCCCCGAGUGUACAAUCACUGGUGACUUUGGUGGGUUCUACCUUUGUUUUUAUCUUGUUACAAAUGUUAUUAUAUAAAU
This is a messenger RNA of Strongylus vulgaris, 866 nucleotides long. The record is from the annotation of a GenBank genome assembly. Lineage: Eukaryota; Metazoa; Nematoda; Chromadorea; Rhabditida; Strongylidae.